AGAAGAUGGCUGAUAAGUGUCACUUGUGUCUGCUGGGACUGAUCUUUCUCUCUUCACUUCUCACAGGUCUCAGUGAAGUGGAUCAUGUGUUCAUCAGUUCUGGUGAAGAUGUCCGUCUGCCCUGUAAUAAUGCCCUUCCUGACUGUAAAUCAACACACUGGAUCUAUAACAGAUUCAGUCGUUCACCAGCAGUUGAACUGAUCACUGGAGGGAGAAAGAAGACAGACACAGAGAGACAUGAGAGACUGAGUCUGGGGUCUGACUGCUCUCUGAACAUCAAGAGCGUCACAAAAGAAGAUUGUGGACUUUACUUCUGCAGACAAUAUGUGAAUGGACAACAACAGGGAACUGAUGCUGGUGUUUAUCUGCAUGUUCUUCAUGUCUCUUCAUCUGAGAUCAGUGCAGGUCGCUCUGUGACUCUCUUCUGUCAGUUGUAUUCAUAUGCUCAAGUCUCUUGUGAUGCUUGGAUCCGUUCUGAGGGAAAUGAUCUGUUCUGGGUGAAUCAGGCUGGUGUUAAACUGACAAACUCAGACUCCAGAUAUCAGAUAUCAGCUCCAGAUCACUGUAUCAUCUCUCUGACUACAACAAUCCUGAAUGAAGAUCACAACAGAGAGUGGAGAUGUAAUAUUACUCACAGAGAUCAAGUCCAGACCUCAGUCUCAUACACUGUCAAGAUCUCAGGUGAGAAAACAAUCUCAUGAUCAGAUGUAGAAGAGU
This is a messenger RNA of Carassius auratus (goldfish), 717 nucleotides long. RefSeq lists its product as uncharacterized. The record is from RefSeq and is a predicted model, not a curated record. Lineage: Eukaryota; Metazoa; Chordata; Actinopteri; Cypriniformes; Cyprinidae. The coding region runs from base 6 to 701 and encodes 231 amino acids. Gene Ontology annotation, cellular component: external side of plasma membrane; membrane raft. Gene Ontology annotation, molecular function: MHC class II protein binding; protein tyrosine kinase binding. Gene Ontology annotation, biological process: T cell activation; interleukin-15-mediated signaling pathway; positive regulation of ERK1 and ERK2 cascade. The transcript has 3 exons.